This is a messenger RNA of Hyla sarda, 6410 nucleotides long. It is a transcript of the gene ALS2, whose product is annotated as alsin Rho guanine nucleotide exchange factor ALS2. The transcript is spliced from 34 exons. The coding region runs from base 274 to 5217 and encodes 1647 amino acids. Lineage: Eukaryota; Metazoa; Chordata; Amphibia; Anura; Hylidae. Gene Ontology annotation, molecular function: guanyl-nucleotide exchange factor activity. The record is from RefSeq and is a predicted model, not a curated record.
CCCACGGUCAGCUGACCCAGAGCAGGCUGUCAGUGCGGCUAACAACAAGGAUCGCAGCCGGGAGCUGUGUGAGGUGAGGCGGGUGUGGGGAGACAGGAGAGUCCGGGGAGUCACAGGCCGACGGGAAUGUCUGGCGCUGCCGCUGUGUGAGUAUGGAGUGCUGAGCCUUGCUGAGCGGUGUCACCUGAGUCCGGUCCGGUCCGGUGCACACAGACAUAUUAUUUCCAUGACCUCAAUGUAAACAAGACUGUAAUGGAUGUGAACUGCUAACCCAUGGACACCCAGGCAGGAAGUUCUGAAGAAUCUGAAGGAGCUCAAGAGAGAGGUUCUGCGUAUGUAUGGCAGGUGGGGUCUUCCCAUGUUUCUCCAGUAAGAUUUCAUGGACUGGGAGCACGAGCUGUGCUACAAGCCAGCCUUGGAAGAAAUCAUGGACUGUUGCUUACUAGUGAUGGUGAAGUCUUUAGCUUUGGAAAACAGCCAUGGAAGGAGAAUGCAAAUGACAUUCCCUGCGAUGUCCCUUUAUUGGAGAAAACAUUGACUGGCCACCAUGUGAUGUGUGUUGCUGCAGGAAGUUAUCACAGUGGAGCAGUGACUGAAAAUGGAGUGGUGUACAUGUGGGGUGAGAACACUGCUGGGCAAUGUGCAAUUGCCAACCGCCCAUUUUUACCAGAACCUGUACCAAUCACCAUAACUGACCAGGAAAGCACACCUCCCCUGUGGGUGAGGGUUAUACAGCUGUCAUGUGGAGAAGAGCACACACUUGCUUUGUCCGUCAGCAGGGAAAUCUGGGCCUGGGGCAGUGGCUGUCAGCUUGGAUUAAUAACUUCAACCUUCCCUGUGACUAAGCCCCAGAAGGUGGAACAUCUUGCAGGUCGUGUUGUCGUUCAGGUCGUAUGUGGUGCAUUUCACAGCCUGGCUCUGGUGCAGUGCCCUCUUGCACAAGAUGUAAAGCCUGUUCCGGAGAGAUGUAAUCACUGCAGAGAGCUGCUGAUAACUAUGACUGAGAAGGAGGACCAUGUCAUUAUUUCUGAUGCUCACUGUUGCCCCCUUGGGGUAAUGUUAGCAGAAUCCCAACCUGACACAAGGACUAGUAAGUCUCCCCUGUCCUCAAAAAAUAAAAGUUCAAGAGUGGAGGAAGUUACAAUUCCUUCUGAUACACAAGAGGACAGGGUCAGUUGUGGCUCAAAACUUACAGACUCUGAGACAGAAGUGGGCACAGAUGUGGUGAGCAUGUGCGAAAGCGAUAUUGAUGGCAAUGCUGACAAGCCAGGAUGUGACACAGAUCUACAAUCUGACAUUACUCAAUCCACAGAGGAAUCCUCUCUGCACACUGCAGCUUUAGAUCACUCAAAGACUAAAGAGCACAAGUUAACAGAUGUAGUUGACUGUCUUUUGAGUCCUGCAACCACUACCACAUCUGCUCUCAACAGCCUGGUGGUGUCCUGUGCGUCAGCAGUCGGCGUCCGAGUAGCAGCUACAUGUGAAGCUGGAGCGUUGUCACUCAAGAAAGUGAUGAACUUUUAUUCUGGAUCUCUGUGUGAUGCAGGAGUCCAGAAUCCUUUAGGGCCCCCUGUACAAGAAGGACUGAGGGACAGCAGGGAAGAGCAAGUGAAGUUAGAGUCUAUGCAAGGCAAGAAAAGUUCCAGUCUUGUAGAUAUAAGAGAGGAAGAGGCCGAAGCAGGCUGUCGAAGACUCUCCUUACCAGGACUCCUUUCCCAAGUUUCCCCACGGUUACUAAGGAAAGUUGGGAGGGCAAAGAUGAGGACUGUUGCCUUGACCCCCACAAAUAGUGGGGAAGCUGACGUAUUGCUGCCAUGUUUAAGGACUGAAGUUUGGAGUUGGGGAAGAGGCAAAGAGGGGCAGCUAGGGCAUGGAGAUGUUUUGCCAAGGCUGCAGCCAUUGUGUGUCCGCAGCAUGGAUGGCAAAGAGGUGGUGCAACUGGCAGCUGGUAGCCACCAUUCUGUUGCCCUUACUGCCAAGGCUCAGGUUUAUUCUUGGGGAAGUAAUGUUUCUGGACAGCUUGGCCACUUGCAGUCACCAACAACGAUGCCACGACUUGCUAAGGUAUGUGAUGAUGGCACUGUGUGGAGUGUGGCUGCUGGGCAGGAUUAUUCCCUCUUUUUAGCACAUAGAAAAAAUGAAUACCAGCCUGUUGUUUGCUAUAGUGGACCUGGAGCAGCUAAUGUUACCAGUGAUGUAGAGACGGUGCAGGAACCAGUUCAGCUAACAGAGUGCACCCAGCUGGGAUACAUCUGUAGUGUUUUUGCUGGAUCCAAAAGCUGCUUGGCACUUGUAGACCAAAACAUGAUGGGUUAUAUUGGAAACCUCCAUGAGCUGGCAUCCACUGAGAGGAGCUUUUAUUGUCACCUGAGUGAUGUGAAGUCUCAAAUACUUAGGCCUCUUUUAGGACUAGACAACUUGGGCUCUAUGACGGCUGUUCAGCUUCUGCAGGACAUGGCCACAAAGUUCUGCAAACUCUGCUACCUGAUUGGCCAGCACGGAACAUCACUCAGCAACUUCCUCCGGGGCGCCAAGGAUGCACUAAGCCUUUCCAUUUUGGAGCAUUCAAAUAUCUUCUUGGAUAGUUAUACAGAGUAUUGUACUACUCUGUCCAACUUUCUCGUUAUGGGAGGAUUUUCACUUCUCUCCAAAUCAGCAGUGGACUUCUUCAGCAAGAACCAAGGCGUUGUUCAGAGUCUUUACCAUGGAACAGAAGAGGGUGCCCCUAUUCCUGAAACACUCAAUUCCCUCUUCUUUUCACCAAUGACCCGACUGCAAGAGUAUGCCAGACUGUUGUUGAAACUCGCCAUGUGCUUUGAAGUGUCCUCACCAGAGUACAAAAAACUUCAAGACUGCAGCACUAGUUAUGAUGCUUUGGCCUUGGCUUUAAGUAGAAGGAAGAAGGAGGCUGAAUACACCUUGGGAUUCUGGAAGACCUUCCCAGGAAAGAUGACGGAUUCUUUGAGGAAACCAGAAAGACGUCUGAUCUGUGAAAGCAGCAACCGUGGACUGUGUUUGCAGAAUGCUGGACGCUUUUCUGUCAAUUGGUUCAUUCUUUUCAAUGACUCCUUGGUUCAUGCCCAGUUCUCUACGCAUCACAUUUUUCCACUGUGUACACUCUGGGUAGAGCCUGUAUCUGAAGAAAUUGCCGGAAUAAAUGGUUUAAAGAUCACAACCCCGGAGGAACAGCUCACUUUGGUGGCUUUGUCACCACAAGAAAAGACUAAAUGGCUCAGGGCGAUUAGCCAGGCAGUGGAUCAAGCUCUGCGGGGAGUACAUGAGCCUUCACCCACCACUAGUGGAAGCAUUGUAAGACAAGAUCCUCCUCUAUCACGCAGCGCUAAAUACACUUUCUACAAGGAUGCACGACUUAAAGAUGCCACCUAUGAGGGCCGCUGGAUAAGUGGAAAGCCACAUGGCAGGGGGGUAUUAAGCUGGCCAGAUGGAAGAAUAUACACUGGUGAUUUUCGGAAUGGCUUGGAGGAUGGCUAUGGAGAGUAUAUAAUCCCCAACAAAGCCUUGAAAAAGAAUGACCGCUAUCUUGGCAAUUGGAAAGAUGGCAAAAUGUGUGGUGAAGGCACCUUCUGGUAUGCAAAUGGAGAAGUAUAUGAGGGAUGCUUUCAGGACAAUACCCGGCAUGGGCAUGGGCUUCUUCGUAGUGGCAAAUUGACUUCCUCUUCUCCUAGUAUGUUUAUUGGACAGUGGGUGAUGGAUAAGAAGACUGGUUAUGGAGUCUUUGAUGAUAUCACUAGAGGAGAAAAAUAUAUGGGUAUGUGGCAAGAUGAUCUACGGCAAGGCAACGGGCUUGUGGUGACUCAGUUUGGUUUAUAUCAUGAAGGAGCCUUUAGCCUCAAUAAAAUGAUGGGAACUGGUGUUCUUCUUUCUGAAGAUGACACGGUCUAUGAAGGAGAAUUUUCAGAUGACUGGACGCUGAAUGGGAAAGGAGUCCUCAGAUUGUCCAAUGGUGAUUGUAUUGAGGGAGUUUUCAGUGGUGAAUGGGGAUCUGGUAUCAAAGUCAGUGGCACCUACAUAAAACCAAGCUUGUAUGAAGGGGAGAAGGAGGAAACUAAACCACUCAAGCUGGGCUGUCUUUCCGUUCCAGCUGAUGAAAAGUGGAAGGCCAUCUUUGAAGAGUGCUGGAGACAACUGGGUUGUGAGGCCCCAGGGAAUGGCGAUCCGCUGAAGGCCUGGGAUAACAUUGCUGUGGCAAUUACAACAAAGAGGCGCCAACAACAAGACAGUCCAGAACCAUUAAGCCGAUCACAUACACAAAUGCUGGAGAGUUUGGAGCGAAUUCCGCAACACAGUGGUACCUUCACCAUGGAGAAAUAUGAGAAGAUCAAGUCAUAUUUAAUAAAUGCUUGUGAAACCCCAAUGCAUCAGCUAGGACGGCUUUUGGAAACUUUGGUGGCAGUGUACAGAAUGACUUAUGUAGGAGUAGGUGCCAACCGAAGACUUUUAAAAGAAGCAGUAAGAGAGAUUAAGUCUUACCUCAAGCGGAUCUUCCAGCUGGUAAGAUUUUUGUUUCCUGACCUCCCUGAAGAAGGUGGCACAAUUCAGCCAUCAACCACCCUCAAAGAAUCCCCAGACAAGCCACAUAUCUGCAAUGGGCGAACAAGCUCAGAGGCUGAAUCUCCUGAACCUGGGUAUGUGGUGACUAGUUCAGGACUACUUCUACCUGUGCUAUUGCCCAGACUGUACCCUCCCUUGUUUAUGCUGUAUGCCUUGGAACAUGAGAAGGAAGAUGAUGCCUAUUGGGAAUGUGUUUUAAGACUGAACAAACAACCAGAUACAGCACUGCUUGCCUUUUUGGGAGUACAAGAAAAAUUCUGGCCAACCAGUAUUAAUUUCUUGGGUGUAAAUACAAAGGUUUUACCAAGCACAAAAGAUUCCUGUUUUGCAUCAGCGGUGGAGUGCUUGCAGCAGAUUAGCACUACAUUCACUCCAGCAGACAAACUUAAGGUCAUCCAACAAACUUUUGAGGAGAUCACACAGGAAGCACAAGAGGCACACAAGGAAGGUUUCCUUUGGUCCAUGGAUGAGUUGUUCCCUGUUUUCCUAUAUGUCGUGCUGAGGGCAAGGAUACGAAAUCUGGGUUCAGAAGUGCAUUUAAUAGAAGAUCUUAUGGAUCCAUAUCUACAGCAUGGGGAACAAGGAAUUAUGUUUACGACACUAAAGGCAUGCUAUUACCAAAUCCAGCGUGAGAAACUUCACUAGAUGUUGAAAGAAACCAGUAAUAGUGAAAGAAAACAUGGAACAGAGUACAGUGUUAUCUGCAGUGCUGUAACCUGCGGUCUGAUGCCAAGAAUGGUGUUCUAUGGCAGGCGCAGAUAGUUCUGGACAAAUGUUUGGAGUUCAUUUGUUACUGAAGUGGUCAUGUUUUCUGAUGGUAUUUAAUAAUUUGAAUACAAAGGAUUGACAUAUAUGGCUGCUGGGCUCUGAAACAGUGAUGGCUAUUGGUGCUAACAGAGUACAGUAAUUGGUGGAAAUCUGUCUGGAACCUGGAGUGAUAUAUACUGGAUAGUAUAUAGCUUGUUCCUAAUGCUGCUUCUUUUGAGCCAAUGUCUGAUGCGGAACAGGUAUUAAGGUUGCAGCACAGAUAGUGAAGAAAAAAAUGAAAAUAAUAUUGUACAAUAUAGUACAACCUUGCCCAGCUGCAGAAUUAACCUCUUAUACAUCUACAGUGUUAAAGCACUGCAUAUUACAGAAAAAAUAAGUUCUAGCUUGCCUUUUUUCUUUCAUUUUUUUUAAUCUUUUAGUUCUUGUUUUGGACUAUAUUUCAGAUUGUCACCUUUUUUCCACACAGAUGUCAUGAAAUUUAGGAAUGUAUCCAAGUUACAUUAAAAUCAGACCUGUUCCAUUGAUCAUAAUCAUGACUAACGAGUCAUAAGUAGUCUGAGACCCAUUGACAGCAUAUAUGAAAUAAGUUGCAUCACUAAAGUUCUAUGACAUCAUUUAGUAUUGGCUGUUAAAUUAAAUUUAUAAUAUGGAGUAACUUAUCCAAAGUUGACUUGCUAUGAUGGAACAUGAAGAUCAGCUGUAGCUUACCUUGUUCAUACAGAGUAAUAAUAGGAAUUACUUUGAGCUGGACAUACAUACAGCUAUAGCUUUCAUCUUCAAUAUAGCAGGUACUUACCAUGUGCUGCCAUCUGAGAUUUUGUUAGCAGCACAAAUGCAUGAAAUAUGCUUCCAUCCAAUAAGAAAAAAAAAGAAAAUUACCAAUUAUACCUCCUAUAAUACAGACAGCUGCCAGCAAGGGUGCCAUGUACUGUUUGAAUAUUUCUACAUGAAGGCCAUCCAGUUGGACAGGAGUGAAGAUGUUAAGCCUUUACUACUGGACUAAUCUGGAGAUCUCCAGUCAGUCAUAGGUUAUGUCUUGGUAGGUAGAAGAAAUCCCAGCACACACGAGU